Molecule: messenger RNA, 1648 nt
Organism: Anthonomus grandis grandis
Lineage: Eukaryota; Metazoa; Arthropoda; Insecta; Coleoptera; Curculionidae
Product: armadillo repeat-containing protein 7
Exons: 3
Coding region: 280-816 (178 amino acids)
Molecular function (GO): protein binding
Source: RefSeq, a predicted model, not a curated record
AUUUUCCGGGCUUUAAAUAUUUACAAAUUGUUGGUUUGAUAAUAAUUAAAAAAAAAAAGAGAAACAUAUAAACUAACACGGCCCAUAGAAUGUAACUAGUACAUGUUAAAAUGGAAUAUUUAUAGGUUUUAAAAUAUUUUCUCACAAGUCUCACUCCAAUCAGCUGUUCUUGUCAAAAUCAGCUGAUUUUAAACAUCUAGUUUUGUUUUGAUAAUUUUCAAAACUAAAUAUAAACAAAAAAUUUGAAACAUAUGAUUCAUAUGAAUAAUAUAAUCUGAUAUGUUCAGUAGAAAGGAGCAACUAUUACAAAAAACCGGAGAAUUUGGUGUAGGACGUUAUGACUUCCUUAAGCAAUUGAUUCACGAAUUUGCUACCACAAAAAGCUAUGAAUCAAAAAAACAAACAUUGGCUAACCUGGCAAACUUCUGCUAUGAUCCGAUCAAUUAUGAAUACAUGAAACAACUACACAUCACAGAAUUAUUUUUGGCACAACUAUCAGAGAAUUCAGAAGACCUUAUUCACUUCUCACUGGCAGGAAUUUGCAACAUUUGUUGUGAUCCAGAAUUCAAACAACACAUCAUAUCUCUUAAUGGGGUAAACCUAAUAAAACAGUAUCUUAUGCACAAAAAUGAGGAGAUAUCUGUAAACGCUUUGACGGCUCUGUUUUACUUGUUUGAUACUCCCGAUCCUUUAGUUCCGGCUGAUGUUCUUUCCAUAGUCAAUGAAUAUGAAAAGAGUUCGAACCCAAGGCUGAAAAACUUGGGAAAAGUGUUUUUGGAAACCUACUCUACCUCACCACCACCAAGAAAUGACUAAAAAUCAAUUUUUCUAUCAGGAAUUAAAACUUUCAAGAUAUCACCAUAGAUGGCACUCAAAGUAUAUUUAUAUAUCUGUAUAUGUAUGUAGAAAGGCCCAUAUUAACAUCUUAAAUAUUGAUUAGACUGACUACUUGCAAAGAACUACUUCAGUACUAGAAGGGUGCUUUAAUUAAAAUAGAAAGCAAGAAAAUGAAUCUGUGGGGCCAGAGAAAUCUCUUGAUUUUAAUUAGAUUUUAAUAAAAAACUAUUUUAUUUCAAACGUAUUGGUAUUUAAGGCGAGCGUUUUCCCAAUUAUUCACAAACUCGACAACCAAAGUUCUAAGAAUUUUAUGUUAUUAAUACUAAACUACAUAGAGAGUAACUUGGAAGUUACAGUUAAAUCAAAAAACAGUUAAACCAAUGGCCUAUAUCAUUUUUUACGUCUAUCUCAUUUCAUUUUACCAUCUAUUGGUAAAAAGCAAAAAAGUUUUAAUUGAAAAUGGUGGAAUGGUUUUAGUUCAUUGAGCACAUUGUAUUCACCGGCUGUGAGAUUUUUAACUUUGUUGUUCUAACAAGUGGAAAGUUUUAUUAAGAUGUUUAGGGUUUUAAAAGGUAUUACCAUUAAUUAGUUUAGAAGAAUUUUAUUGUGGCUUAAUCUCCAUAAGGGGAAAAGUUUUAUGGGAAUCUGAAGCUUCUUUCAUUGAAUUCCUUAAUUUCUUUUAUUCUAAUAUGCUUAAGAUUAUGUAUACACCGUAAAUACAUUAUGUAUGGAUUGAUUUUAGUAAGGCUUUCUAUUGGGUGGAGAUAAAUAUAUUAAAUGUUUUUUGUUUUUGUUAUAUAUUAUUAUUUCA